Striga asiatica is the source of this 657-nucleotide messenger RNA. The record is from the annotation of a GenBank genome assembly. NCBI's taxonomy places the organism in Eukaryota, Viridiplantae, Streptophyta, Magnoliopsida, Lamiales, Orobanchaceae.
AUGGGAGGUGGUUUGAUUGAUGACAAGGAAUGCAUGAGCAAGCAAUUAAGUAAAAGCAAAGGCCAGAAGACAUUCCUUGUAUGCGACCCCGAUCCUAUACGAACUAAAGGUUGUGGCAAGCGUCUAAAGUCGAGUAAAGAGAAAGCCAUAUCUCAAAGUGCUCGAUCUUGUAGUUUGUGUGGACAGAGAGGCCAUGACAAGCGCAAAUGUCCUAGUCAUAGCAAUCACCUUGAAGAUGAUCCAUAUUGUCCAGACAUGUCAAAAGUGACAAAUCCCGUUGCUGUGACUUCUAAUUCCGUAUCUCUUUGGGUCAGUGUACUGGAUUGUCUCUUCAGCAAAUGCAAAUGCAUAAGCCGCACAAGACAGAAGAGGCCAACUUGUUUGUUUCAGAAUGAUCAGUUCAAUGGCUCAACUUGUUUGUUUCAGAAUGAUCAGUUCAAUUCUUUGUGUCUCCAAGUUGUACCAUGGAUCAUCCUAACUUGGACGGCACCCCGACGGAUUUCACCUUCCAAUGGCGGAGACGACCAGCAGCAAGUCGCCGGUCAACCUGCAGACCAUGAUCAGGCCCAGCCACCGGUCAACCCACCGACGCCAGAUCCUCCGCGCGAUCUCCAUUAUGUGUCGCUGAUGUACUUCGGCUCCGGCAACUCCUGGUAG